Tupaia belangeri chinensis (Chinese tree shrew) is the source of this 691-nucleotide messenger RNA. It is a transcript of the gene TTR, whose product is annotated as transthyretin. The transcript has 4 exons. Lineage: Eukaryota; Metazoa; Chordata; Mammalia; Scandentia; Tupaiidae. The coding region runs from base 97 to 546 and encodes 149 amino acids. Gene Ontology annotation, biological process: purine nucleobase metabolic process. Gene Ontology annotation, molecular function: thyroid hormone binding. The record is from RefSeq and is a predicted model, not a curated record.
CAGAUUGGCAGGGAUAAGUAGCCUGGCUCAGGAGACGUGACCAUAAAAGCCCCCGGCUGGAAGCAGGCAUCACAGAAACCCACUAGCUCUGGCAGCAUGGCUUCUCAUCGUCUGCUCCUCCUUUGCCUGGCUGGACUGGUAUUUGUGUCCGAGGCCAGCCCCGCAGCCCAUGGCACUGGUGAAUCCAAGUGUCCUCUGAUGGUCAAAGUCCUAGAUGCCGUCCAAGGUGCCCCUGCUGUUGAUGUGGCUGUGAGAGUGUUCAAAAAGGCUGCUGAUGAAGUCUGGGAGCCGUUCGCCAAUGGGAAAACCAGUGACUCCGGAGAGCUCCAUGGGCUCACAACGGAAGAGAAAUUUGUAGAAGGGAUAUACAAAGUGGAAUUAGACACAAAAUCCUACUGGAAGAAACUUGGCAUCUUCUCAUUCCAUGAAUACGCAGAGGUGGCGUUCUCGGCAAAUGACUCAGGUCCCCGCCACUACACCAUCGCGGCGCUGCUCAGCCCCUACUCUUACUCCACCACAGCCGUCAUCACCAACCCCAAGAGCUGAGGGACCUUUCUGUCAGUGGAUUUGAAGGAGGAGGGACAGGACUUCACGUAACCAAUACAGUGCCAUUUUUACUAAAGCAGUGUUCUCACCAUAUAAGUUAUCUUAGAAACAGGAGCAGAGUCAAUAAAACAUUCCUGUUAAAGCA